Molecule: messenger RNA, 1199 nt
Organism: Patella vulgata (common limpet)
Lineage: Eukaryota; Metazoa; Mollusca; Gastropoda; Patellidae
Product: centromere protein C
Exons: 8
Coding region: 245-952 (235 amino acids)
Biological process (GO): attachment of mitotic spindle microtubules to kinetochore; kinetochore assembly; spindle attachment to meiosis I kinetochore
Cellular component (GO): kinetochore
Molecular function (GO): centromeric DNA binding
Source: RefSeq, a predicted model, not a curated record
GAAGCCUUGUGAUAUUGAAGAAGAAAGUCCAACUAUAAUCAGUACGGAGACAACACCUACUUUAACUCCAUGCCUCGUACAACCUGGAACACUAUCAGCACAGAAAAAAAAUCCACGCAGUGUUUCUAUAAAUGUGGAAUGUCAAGAUUCUCCAGAAGCGACCAAUAAAACUUAUGGUAAUUAUACAGGUUCUAUAUGCCAUUUCCAAGAUGUAACAGAUUCAGAAUCACCGCCAAUAUUUAAAAUGCCACAGAAAUCAAAAAUAAUUUACCCGGAACCAGCUCCAGAAGGGAUUCGAAGAUCGAGGCGUGUACGAGUUCAGACGUUAGAAAGUCAUAAAAUGGAGAGAAUUGUUUAUGAUUACAGACGCAGAUCAGGUGUACAUGUAAUGGCCAUUCAACCUUCUAAUGAAGCCAAAUAUUUAGCUCAUAGUGAAAAACUAGCUAAAGCAAGAUUAAAACGCAAUAAAUUGAAGAAGGCAAAACAAAGAAGACAAAAAGAUGGUCGUAAUUUAUCAAUGCAUACUGUAUUACCAGAUGAUUUAGAAAUGACGUUUGGUCACGAACUUCCUAUAAUUAAUCCAGAAACAAACCAAGAAGUUUUUGUCGAUUGUAUAGCACAACAGGACAGUAUUGUGUAUAUUGGUCCUAAUGGAGAAAGUCCUAAAGCUUCCGAUCCAUUUGUGAUGUGUCGGGCUGUAAACCAAAGAUCAUUUUCUGCAGGAGAAAUAAUAUUACGAGGAUUAGCCGAGAAACCAUUACAGAGAAUAACAAGCAGUACACUUAUAUUUCGUAUAUUACAUGGUAAAUUAGCUGUAACUAUCCAUAGAAAAGUGACUGUACUGGAAACUGGUGAUACCUUCUUUAUACCUCUAGAUACAACGUACAGUUUACGUAAUUUACGGAAUGAAGAAGCUAAAUUAUCUUAUGUGAAUAUAUUGAAGAUAGAGUAAUAAAACAAAUAUUGUUAAUUAUUAUUUUUUAUUGAUGUGGUUUGUUGUUCAAUAGCUGUUACAUGUAUCAGUCCUUUAGGUGUGUUUAUCUGUUUGUUGUUCAAUAGCUGUUAUGUAUUAGGUCUAUUUAUCAUUUUGGAAGGAUUCACAUUAAAACUAAUGUUCACCUGUACAUUUAACAUUUUUUGUUGUCUGUGGUUGCUUUAAAUGUUCUAUAUGAAACCAUGUGUAUAUACAUUAAAAAUGU